AAACCAGAACAAGCAUGUCAUUUGCAAAACCAAAGCCGCACAAAAAACGGCUUGGACGGUCAUCUUCAUCUUUUCCACUCAAAGUUUCCGAACAAUAAUGUCCAACAUCAUGAGACGGUGCGCCAUUGGCAUGCCUCCAACCUGAAAACAAGCAAAAGCAAUCACAAAAGAACGGAUAAGGGGUUUAGAAUAAGGAGGUUAUUCACAGAAGCACUGCUGAUCAAUCAAGGCGCAGCCAUCGUUUAUUGCUACCUUGGGCCAAGAUCUCUCUGACCAGGAAUAUCAGACUACCCUACGAAUCGAAUCCUUCCAUCAGUCAUUGUAUACCUCAAGACAACCUUUCUUCAUUAUGCCACGACUAUUGUCCAUAAAUGGUUCACCCAGACAUGGGUCGCCCAGACACGGUUCACCCAGAAAAGGCAACCUCUUGGGAAAGUUGCAGAGUGCUUAUUCACUGCAUCCCAUGGUGGUGAUGGUAGCCUUGGGUCUGUUUGGCUUAACGGGAGUCUUUCAUUUCUAUCAAUCCGGCGACAACAGCCAUCACCCCGAACAUCGACAAACCUUACUCCAUCUACAACAGUCUCCUCCACAACAGUCUACUCCACAACCGUCUACUCCUAAUACCAAUCCAAAAUUACGAGAUCCCGGCGACAUGAUUCCCAUGGAUUGCCCCGCCUAUUUGAAGCAACACAUUGAUGGCAAACUGGACGAUCCGAAUGAGGGUGUCGUCCAUGCCGCUCAAGUUCCACGCGGCAAUGACCAUCAUCCCAAUUUCUUUGUUUCGUUGCACACCAAAGCAUUUGAUUACACCCGAUGGAUCAUUAUGGACAAGCGAGAUUACUAUGAAAAAGCCCUCACAGCGGCCUUCAUUGAAGUCCUCAAUGAUCCCACCACCACACGACCCCAGCGCGUCAUUGAUGUCGGAGGGAAUAUUGGGUUCUUUACGCACUUGUCGGCGGCCAAUGGUCCCGUCAUUGUCGAUGCCUUUGAACCCAACGGAAAGAAUCGGCUCCGAUUUUGCGAAUCCCUCCAUCUCAAUAGAUGGACGUCAGAAUUUGAGGAAACCAACCCGGCAGCAUUUGCCCAACAAUCGCACGUGAACCUCUAUGAUUAUGGUGUCAGCAAAGAUCCGGGCUAUCUCAAUUUCAGACAGCACAGCAAUCCCGGAAUGGGACGUUUUGUCCGGCGCAAUGCCAAUGAUGAGGGCAAGGGGACCCGUGUCAUUAAUCUGGAUCAAUUGGCACGAACACGGGGAUGGUUUGAAUCGCGUACGGAUAUUGCCAUAUUAAAGGUGGAUGUGGAAGGAUUCGAUCCUUUUGUCAUUGAAGGAGCAAGUGCCCUCUUGCAGGCCAAACUCAUUCGGCACGUUUUCAUGGAAAUAUCUGUGCAACCGGCGGGACAAGAUGCGAAGGAUGCCAUUGAUGCCAACAAGGUGGCAAUCAAGCUCUUGUUUCAAAGUGGAUACGAACUCUACAAGAUGGGAGGAUGGAAUGGACCUGACAGACUGGUUGAUUUUAGUAAGGAGACUUUUAUCCUCAAUAGGAAUGAUGAGGAUGCCAAGACGGAUCGAAUCAUUGAAUGGGCUCAAAGAGAACGUGCCAAACAACUCAACUUGUGGUGGAGAUUACCCACAGCACGAAAGUAGAUCGAAUUGUGGGAGUCAUUUCGAUAUGUGUGCGGUUAUGAACAGGCUACCGGUAGCUAGAUCGACGUACGGUAGGUACAUAUCCUAUAUAGAUAGGCGAGACCCAGGUCUCCCUCCAGAAUGGAUCGCACGAGGAUGAGCUGAGGCUCUUCGUUUCCUUGUAGAUGGGAGUCAUUCUCCAAUGUGCAAGCUGACUUCCGAACGGUGGCGACAUCCGGCUAGCGGCGCUCGAGCUGUCUACAGCUGUAGCAAGACCUCAACACAAAAGUCAUGUUGAUGUUGUCACUGCUGCUGUCAUUGGACACCAUGGAGUGGAUGUCAAUGAGGGAAGCACCGUUAUCCUUGCUCAGAAUCUGAUUAUCAACCGAGAACUGGGAUAUUGAUUGCACUGGUGCUUGUUUGGUGAGGUGGCCCAGAAACAAGAAAGAAGAUGAGAUAGCAGCCUCCCUAUUGUUGCACCUGAUCCCACGGAGCCUAGCUUGUCCCGAAUGCUGCCUCUUCAUUGCCUUAGACAGAUAACUUUCUAUUCUACAACCUCCUCCAUCUUAGU
This is a messenger RNA of Seminavis robusta, 2195 nucleotides long. NCBI's taxonomy places the organism in Eukaryota, Bacillariophyta, Bacillariophyceae, Naviculales, Naviculaceae. The record is from the annotation of a GenBank genome assembly.